AGGAAUCUCCCUUACUUACAUCAACAAAUCCUUAUUAUUUUUAUGGAGGAACUUGAAACAGUACCGUAACUCUUAUUCCUUUGUCUUCUUUGUCUUUCCUAUUUGCUACUCUAUCAAGAGAAAAAACACUCACGCAUGUGCCUGCGCCCACACGAAACGACUGCCAAACCCUCCUUCUUUCCACUCAUCCCUGCAACCCAAUCGCAGUUUCUGUUUUUGGGUAGCUCUAAUCAAAUCAAGAUCGUGUCUUUCUUCAAGAUUCAGUGUUAUUGCCCUCCUGCGUCAACUGGGUUUCCGCCAAUUUUCAGUUACUCCUCUUCGGCUCUGCUAGAUUGUUAAAUUCCCAAUUCGCUUUUUUCCCUUUUUCUUUAUUAUUGUUGGUGGGUGAGAUUUCGUUACUGAGUCGGGUUUUCGAGGUUGGCGAGGGUCAUUGUCAGACGCCCUUUCCUUCCAUCGGUGUGAUCAUUCCUAGGUUGAGAUUUUUGUAUGCAACGAUGAUUUCUAUGCCCCGGUUGCUGUGGUUGCUGUUGUAUUUUGUGAAUUUGUAGGUCAUGAUAUUCGUCAAGAAGGGAUUGCUUCGUGGCGCGUAAUUGGGAUUUGGGAAGUGUAUCAUUGGUUCAUGGAGUGAUUAAAUUAGAUCAGAGGUGUUUUGUUUAUUGAUUUUGUGGUAAAUUAUAUUUUAUAUUGCAUAAUUGGAUGGUUGGUCUUGCGAAUAGGAGGGUGAGGAUCUAGGUAGGUUGUGGUGGUUUGUGUUGGUACUAGUUGGGAGGUGGUGUUUGUGCAAUUUAUUUGCAAUGUCUGGUGGAACACCGCGAGGGGGUGGUGGAUUUAUGAGGCAGAGGCAUAGCCAGGGGUAUUCAAGCAGUGGUGAUGACCUAGAGGAUGAUGCAUGUUCGAGGCACCGUCACUUUUUGGCCCCUAGUCCUUCACCAAAGACGUGGAUUGAGAUGCUGGAAAAUUUUCUUUGGCUUGCUUCGGCGGCUUUUAUUCUGUACUUUGGCGAUCAAAAAUCCAAUAUGAUACAUCUUUUGUGCCAUGACAGUCGAAUUAGAAGACUGCCUUUGUAUCUUGGGAUGAUAGGUAUUGGUUUGAAUACAAUAAUUUUCAUUUAUACAACGUUCUUGGCCUGGAGUGCUCGAAGAUUUGAUGAAAAAUGGGGAUUUAAAAAAUGGGAAAUAACAACCUUAUCUGUGUUGCCAUUCGUCACGGUAUUUGGAAUAAUCUCCUUUUGCUUGUUCUCCUUUGCUUUGUGGCCAAUAUGGAGUUUUUUGACACUUCCUCUUCUGUUUACACUAUUUAUGGCAUGCAUGGUAGUAAUCCCUUACCUCAUUAUUGGGACACUGCGGCCUGAAUACUAUGACGAACUCCGUACAGAUUAAGCCUCAUGAUUGAAGCGAGGAAUAGUACUGACUUAGAUGAUAAGAGUUUCUAACACAUGUCAAUGAGUGAUUGGUUGCUAUGUGGUUUGAAGUUUUGUCUCCGACGAGCAUGAUGUAUUAAAUGUUAUGCUUUCCUAAACCGGCGCUAACAGUGAGCUAAUAUUCUUUUCAUCCAUACUGUUUCAUUGGGUUAGAGUGAUGGUAAUGCGGCUGGUCUUAGUUACUGCAGGUACAGAUAUAGGACUUGUUGGUAAAAUGUUCAGUUCUAUCA
Messenger RNA from Vigna umbellata (rice bean), 1650 nucleotides. RefSeq names its product testis- and ovary-specific PAZ domain protein. The record is from RefSeq and is a predicted model, not a curated record. NCBI's taxonomy places the organism in Eukaryota, Viridiplantae, Streptophyta, Magnoliopsida, Fabales, Fabaceae.